Molecule: messenger RNA, 423 nt
Organism: Leishmania major strain Friedlin
Lineage: Eukaryota; Euglenozoa; Kinetoplastea; Trypanosomatida; Trypanosomatidae
Exons: 1
Coding region: 1-423 (140 amino acids)
Source: RefSeq, a predicted model, not a curated record
AUGGAUCAGCACAGCAUAUCGCAGAUGCAAAACACACUGCGUGCCAACAUGACACCAGAGAUGCGCGAAAGCAUGGCGUCAAUGCUGCAAUCGGCGCUUCAAGGCGGUGACGGCAUGCCGGGCGGCUCUGUCGGCAUGAUGGCGUUCGGCAUGGGCGAAAAUGAGAAGGGGAAGAAGGUGGCUCGGGCUGCAAAAGUGUACUACGACCUCAAGACGGGCAAGGUCGACAAGGAUUUUGUUGAGAAGGAGCUGGAGCCGGAUGACCUCAGUCUGCCGAAGGAGACGGUGGAGGACUACAGCACCGAGGGCGCCUUGGAGGUUGAGUUCGUCGAGGAUCAGGGGAAGGUUGAUGCCUGCGCUGGCAAAGCAGAGACCAUCUCUGCAGCUGAGAUCGAAGUGGAGCCGACGAACACCACGCUGUAG